GAUCAGAACAGCUUAAGUAGCGCAAACAAAACACUUCUAUUCUAUCUGCCUCUAAAGCCUCUUAUAAUCACUCACUAUAAUGUCGCUUUCACGUCAAUUCUUCCGCGAGCUUCGCCCUCUGUUCCGCAUGCUCGAAGAGCCUUUCGGACGGACGCCAGCAUAUUAUGGCCGCGGUUCGCGGUCUGUCUUCGACGACCCAUUCUUCAGUGCGCCGUCCACGUUCCGGCCACCCGUCGACAUCACAGAGGAGGGUAACAACUUCGUCAUCGAAGCCGAACUUCCAGGAGUAAAGAAGGAAAACGUGGAGGUUCGCAUCGGCGAGGGUGGACGGAACUUGACUAUCGAGGGCAAGGUGUUCAGUCGGGGCGCAAGAAGGGAGCCAAACUUCUCCGAGGCACAGAGCGAGCAACCAUCGGCAGGGGUCAGCUCUGAGGGCACAGAAGGUUCGAAAGCCGUGACGAACACCGACCAGAGUUCGAAUGCCAUCUCGACUGAACGCGAGAUUUCUGGCACGUCGACAUUCCGGCGGACCGUAUGGCUGCCACGGCCAGUUGACGGCACUGGCGUGACUGCCAAGCUCCAGGACGGUAUCCUUACCGUCACUGUACCGAAGGCUGAGGACAAGGCCAGCGUCAAAGUCCCCGUGGAAUGAAGGAUAAUUUAGGUGUCGGGAAGAAGAACUAUCUUCCAUGGUCCGCUUGCUAUUCACGACGCAAAAUGCAAUGUAUUUAUUAUAGCGACACAAGUGUACUACUAUAAGCAUGACUCACCACAAUGUAAUAUAGUACAUUCACUGCUCUUUGAUACUCUUGUGGCCCGCGGCUGCGAUAUCAUAGGCGUAGUUCACAUAUAGCAGUUGCC
Molecule: messenger RNA, 861 nt
Organism: Gloeophyllum trabeum ATCC 11539
Lineage: Eukaryota; Fungi; Basidiomycota; Agaricomycetes; Gloeophyllales; Gloeophyllaceae
Product: HSP20-like chaperone
Exons: 2
Coding region: 80-652 (190 amino acids)
Biological process (GO): response to salt stress; protein folding; response to heat
Source: RefSeq, a predicted model, not a curated record